GAGUCCGGUCUCCUCAGCACCGCCACAUUUAAUAUGGAGACUUGAAACUGUGUACUCUUUUCUCGCUGCGUAUUUUCCAACUUAUUCAACUAUCAAGGGCUGGAGAAUCAGUCUGUCGACCUCGAUGAGGCGUCAUUAAUUGUUUUCGGGCACGCGACUCACCCAUCAUCUCCCCAGGACGGAGGCUUCUUUACAUCCCUUUCUCCUCACUACGGCCGCACCGAAUGAGAUUAGAUGAUUCAGUCGCCAGCUCAGGAUGUCGAAAUUCGAUAAUAGCAAGCAGCGAUUAUUUCUGCUAAUUGCUUUCGUGGGAUGCUGCUUUAUCUUGCUCAAUGUCUUCGUCCUGUUCGGAGUCGACCGCCGAUUUAGCAAGGUGCCUUUGGAAUUGGACGACGGACAAUCAACAAAUGGAGAAUUCAAGGUAGUGUAUACAUAUGCCCAGAAAGAUGAAGAGCCUCUUGACAACCAUCCCAUUUCCGAGCUGAUGAAACGGGCGGAUGAGCAGUUCAGGCAAUACGAUGACGGCCGCUCAAAGAAUUUCCGGGAGGCUGUGAGGCAUUACAGGAAUAAAUACGGACGCCAUCCGCCGCCGGGCUUUAGAGAGUGGUAUCAAUACGCUCGAGACCGCAAUGUCUACAACAUUGAUGACUUUGACCAGGCUAUGGAUGAUCUGAGGCCCUUUUGGGGCGUCGAGCCCAAAGUCAUCCGUAACCUCGCCGCGCACAUGUGGGAGAAGACGGAGGACGGUAUUUCGGGGAUUCACAUUCGGAACCACAAGGUGGUUAAUUCGACAAACCCCGGCUGGCGCUCUGACACCUUUAUCACUCUGAUCGACAAGAUUUCCAACGAUCUUCCCAAAAUUCUUCCUGACAUGGACAUUGCCAUGAAUAGACUCGAUCAGCCACGUAUCGUCGUUCCUUGGGAAGACAUGCAAGCUCUUCUCGCAACUGAGGAGAAAACGCGCCAUCUUCCGCCCGAAGGCAGUUAUGAAUUUACCCCUGACCUUCCUGGCCUGGCACAGAAUAUUUUCAAUCCUCCCAAGUCCGCCAAGGCUGGUGAUCCUACAGAAGUAGAGAAGGAAGAAGAGGGGGAGGAAAAGAUUGAAGAUCCAGCAUGGUUCCGCGCACCCGGAAAGCAAUACAUGGACAUUGGCAAGCUUGCAUGUCCUCCCGAGUCACAUGCACGCGACUCCACGUCCACGGAAGAGGAUUCAGAGCUCCUAUACAAGACUCACGAAGGCGGACUGGUCACAAACUUCAACCGGUCCAGCGACCUCUGUACGAUUGGUCCGGAGAUUCAAAACAAGCACGGAUUCUUGUAUUCGUCAUCGAGUCUCAUUGCGUCCAAACGGCUUCUCCCCGUCUUUGGUGAAUGUAAAGUAAACGUCAACAGCGACAUUCUCUUCCCGGCCAACAUGUACUGGAAACACGACGACCGGUACGAUUACAGUGAGGAGCACGAUCUCCCCUGGGAAGACAAAUACGACCAAGUAGUCUGGCGGGGCGUCACCUCAGGCGGUGUCCAACUGGAAUCGAAUUGGCAGCGCAUGCACCGACAACGACUCGUCCAGCUCCUCAACUCUACGCAAAUGGCCGACAAGGACGUCCGAAUCCUUGCUGAAAACCCCGAACGCAAAGGCGAAUACGAAAACGUGCGGACAUUCCAACCUUCUGAAUUUGCCGAGAAACACACCGACGUCGGCUUCGUCGAGACAUGGGGCUGUGUGCCCAACUGCGAUUUCUACAAGGACGUGUUUGCGCUAAAAGAACAAACUACUCUGUCGAGCCAAUUCAAGUACCGGUAUCUCAUUGACGUCGACGGCCAUUCGUUUUCCGGGAGAUGGCGCGCCUUUCUCGAGAGCAAGAGCUUAGGCUUCAAAGCGACCAUUUUCCGCGAAUGGCAUGACUCGAGACUGUUUGCCUGGAGACAUUUCGUCCCCAUGGACAACCGCUUCGACGACGUGUAUACUCUGCUUACGUACUUUAUUGGAACUGGAAUUCCAAGUCGCCCGACGCUGCCUCCAGAUGGAACGUCGAAUAAGGGAGACAUUUACGUGCCUCGGCACGAGUAUGAGGCCAAGAUGCUCGCCCGACGAAGCCGCGAGUGGGCCAAGAAGGUCCUCCGACGAGACGACAUUGCUAUAUACACCCUCCGCCUGCUCCUCGAAUACGGUCGUCUCAUCGACGACAACCGCGACCGCAUCGGCUACUUUGGCGACGGCAGCGAACUCGACGAUUACGACAGCAAGCAUCCCAUGCCCGACGCGUCUGAAGGACUAUGGUGAUUUCUAUUUUUUCUCCCUUUGCCGUUUUGCUGUUCACAUUCUACACACCUAUUUCCAUUCUUCAGGGUAAUAGCUUCGGCGUUCUUGCAUUUCAGACACAAGUGGGAAUGACUCAAAAUCGCAAAUACGCAUAUAAUGCUUUUUAGAUCUCCAUUUCAUCAUUAUUAUCAUUAUUGCGUCUUCUUUCUCCUUUUUCGCUCCCUUUUUCCCUCCCGUUUCUCAUCCUUUUGUCAUUGUCAUACCCCCACUUGCUACCUGCUACCUGCCAUGUGACUUGUCGCAAGUGUCUGUCGGUUUUUGUAUAUGUAUCAUACGUACUUUGUUUGCG
This is a messenger RNA of Xylona heveae TC161, 2612 nucleotides long. Its product is annotated as glycosyltransferase family 90 protein. The transcript has 4 exons. The coding region runs from base 257 to 2284 and encodes 675 amino acids. Lineage: Eukaryota; Fungi; Ascomycota; Xylonomycetes; Xylonales; Xylonaceae. The record is from RefSeq and is a predicted model, not a curated record.